UGGAAAAGACAGUUUUGUCAAAAUUCCGAGUGUCAAAUUUCAUUCAUUUUUCGAAUUUUGGCGGUCAACGUGACAGUCCCGUUUGCCGGAAAUAAAGAAAGGAGUGGCCAUGUUUCACCGCCUCAAAAUAUAGUUCGGGCACCGAACAGCUCAUUUCUAAAUAAUUAUUCAGAAAGACGCUGAAAUCUACUUCGUUCCCAACUAAUCUCUAGUUUUGGAACCCACAAGCAGCAACAAUACUUGGUCUGUUAUUCGUAUCUUUACAAAAAAAGAUAUUCUGAACCAACUGCGUACGAAUACAACAGUUGAGUUCCGAACGUCCGACUGUCCGAGAUUUGGAGGUCUUUCCGUUUAGCAAAACGCCAGUGAUUAGACAUGUCGGUGCAAAAUAAACCUAAUGAUGAAUGGGACACGAAUGGCCCAGAAAGCGAGGAGAAAGAGCCCCAAGAAUACAAUGGACCUGCAGGAAUGGACCCUGAAGGAACCAUUAUUUCAAACUGGGAACAAACUAUUGAUAACUUUGAUGACAUGAACCUAAAAGAAGAACUGCUCAGGGGUAUCUACGCUUAUGGUUUUGAAAAGCCCUCGGCUAUCCAGCAACGUGCAAUUAUGCCCUGUAUACAAGGCCUUGACGUUAUUGCCCAGGCUCAGUCCGGUACUGGGAAGACUGCUACAUUCAGCAUCUCCAUCCUUCAGCAGAUUGACACCUCAUUGCGAGAGUGUCAAGCCUUGAUCUUAGCUCCUACAAGAGAGUUAGCCCAGCAGAUUCAGAAGGUGGUGAUAGCGCUAGGUGACUUUAUGAAUGCUCAGUGCCAUGCCUGUAUUGGUGGGACAAAUGUCAGGGAAGAUAUGCGCAAGUUGGAAGCUGGCGUCCAUGUGGUGGUAGGCACGCCCGGCCGCGUCUACGACAUGAUCACAAGGAACGCGCUACGCACUAAUAAGAUAAAAAUGUUUGUGUUGGAUGAGGCUGAUGAAAUGUUGAGCAGAGGCUUCAAAGAUCAAAUUCACGAUGUCUUCAAAAUGUUGGACAAGGACGUGCAGGUCAUUCUGCUCUCCGCCACCAUGCCCACUGAUGUGCUGGAUGUCACCAAGAGUUUCAUGAGGGAUCCUAUUAGGAUAUUGGUUAAAAAAGAGGAACUAACGUUGGAAGGUAUAAAACAAUUCUACGUGUUCGUUGAGCGGGAAGAUUGGAAAUUAGAAACGUUGUGCGAUCUGUACGACACAUUGUCCAUCACGCAGGCCGUGAUCUUCUGCAACACGAGGCGCAAGGUGGACUGGCUGACUGAGAACAUGCACAAACGCGACUUCACCGUGUCGGCGAUGCACGGCGACAUGGAGCAACGCGAACGUGACGUCAUCAUGAGGCAGUUCAGGACGGGCAGCAGUCGGGUGUUGAUCACCACUGAUUUGCUGGCCAGAGGCAUUGAUGUGCAGCAGGUCUCGUUGGUUAUCAAUUACGAUUUGCCAUCGAACAGAGAAAAUUAUAUUCAUAGGAUCGGUCGAGGGGGUCGUUUCGGUAGGAAGGGAGUAGCGAUAAACUUUGUGAUAGAGGAAGAUAGGCGCACCCUCAAAGAUAUUGAACAGUUUUAUAAUACGAAGAUUGAGGAAAUGCCGAUGAACGUGGCCGAUCUCAUCUAGAUGAACCUCCGCGGUCGCGCUAAAGUACUGCUGCGUGUGUUCCGAAGUCGUCCCGAUAAGCCAUUUGGUGUGAGUAUUAGCUACGUUACGUGCUCUCCGCUCUCCGACCCCGCGAAUAUUGUGCGCCAAGUCGUCGAACGGUACUACUAGCUCCCCACGCGCAGUACCAUUCUCACAAAAUACAUACAUAAACAUUUUUAAGUGUCGUUAUACUAUUGUCCCCUAAAAGUUAAUUUUUACGUCUCUUCGACCCACCCUAUUAUUAUUUUUUUUUUUUUUACUGUGCGUAUUCACUCACGGUUUUGAAAAUAUAUAUAGUUGAUAAUUGGCGCGGCGUGCGAAAGCCGCAUGGGUGCCCCAAGGGGCCUGCGCCCCAGCUGCUCUGCGCAAUACGUCCGUCUUUACAAGGGUUUGGUUGGUAUCUGGAAAGGUUAUUAUAUACACAGAAGGUGUAGAAGGAAACUCUAAUAAUAAUUUUUCCGGAAGCGCGAAUGUUUUUCUGAUAAUUGUUUAACAUUUGACUUUUUGUAUAUUAAGGUUAAUAAAAGUGCUGAUGAAACCUCUUUGCGUUUUUCUUUAAUGGUAUUUGUAAAAUAGUCGUUUGUGUGGAUAUUUUUCUUGGAUAUUUCAAUUCACUGCGGCAACAUUCAAU
Messenger RNA from Acanthoscelides obtectus, 2290 nucleotides. The record is from the annotation of a GenBank genome assembly. NCBI's taxonomy places the organism in Eukaryota, Metazoa, Arthropoda, Insecta, Coleoptera, Chrysomelidae.